Molecule: messenger RNA, 9958 nt
Organism: Armigeres subalbatus
Lineage: Eukaryota; Metazoa; Arthropoda; Insecta; Diptera; Culicidae
Gene: unc79
Product: protein unc-79 homolog
Exons: 29
Coding region: 1146-9776 (2876 amino acids)
Molecular function (GO): protein binding
Source: RefSeq, a predicted model, not a curated record
UAGUCCAACUUAGCUUUCGAAGUACAUAUAAUUGUUUCUGGACUGAAUAUGUAUUUGAAAAUGAAGACCAAGACGCUGCAAUAUUCAAAAAUUGACAUGACAUAAGCAAUGUAUAACGAUUUUAUUGUAUACUAGCAGAACGGAUUUUUCCGUUCUAAAUGUCAAUUUAUGAGUUUUAUAUACGCAAAAAAUACGUUGUUCGCGUUCUGAAAUUAUAUUGCACACAAAUUGAAAUGACUUUUCUAAUAUUAGAUAGAUUUUUUAACAUGUCGGAAGAAGCAAGUGCGUUUUAACUUAAUUCUACAAUUUUAAAACUUUACAGAUCCUUUUUGGAACCUAAAUGUGUGGUCGUCGAGAUUUCGGGUUCGGGCAUUUUUGAAAGAUUUCAUUUCAUCUCAAGUUUCUUCAUGGGAUGUGCCGCAGUAAUUAAAUUUUAGAUAAAAAUUAGAAAUUCAUUUGUCCAUACAUAUUAACUUAAAAAAUGUGCUGUUUUUGAAUAAAUGUAAAUUCGCUUGCCCUAGUCCUGUGUAUGUGGUGGUGAUGUUCCAUUGAACAAGUUUCCAAGCUAAAACCCAAACAAUAUACCUAUAAACAGACGCCGGCAAAUACGCACCACGCUACAUAUAUCAACAAGUAGAGACAACCCACGUGCUCUUAUACGCAUGUGUACAUUUGUUUACAUCCGUUCCGAUCUAUCGGCACGCUGCAUCAGCUGAUCAUUCCGAUGGUGUAUGUUUCUACCACACAGAGCGGAUCAGCUGUGUAAGAUUUUCCUAACCCAGCCGUUUUCCAUCAGAUUUUCCCUUACGCUGGAGAAUGCAUGGCGAAAUGUUUGCAGCUGCGAAUUAUUGAUUUUUCAUCUCAUCAGCCAUCUUGGAAAGCGAAACACAUCGUCUCGUUCGAAAAAUGGUUUUAAAACUGUAAAAACAAGUGUUGUGUAUUGAAUAUAUUCAGUAAAUGCUAAUUGUAUUCAUUACGUAUUGAUAAGAUAGUUAAAUGAUUGAUGCAACAUCACUGGAAUGCUUAAAAGUGUCUAGAAAAUUGGAUGUCUAAUAAAAAGGGUGUGUUGUGAGGCUUACAUAAGGUUCUGGAUGCGAGGAAAAUUUAGAUGAGUGUUAUUUAGUAUAAUUAAAAUCAAACAACAAAUGACAGGAAGUUUUAGAGUUCAGCUCGUUAAUAUGGGCACCAGAGGGGCUGCAUUUCAAGCAAAAUUGCGGUGCUUGCAUGAGUAUCAUGUGCGACUGCUUAGUAAUCAGAUUCCAGCCCCAUCUGGAUCGGACAUAGCAAACACCAUAAAAUAUUUUUCUCAAACGCUUCUAACCGUUCUGAAGGAUGUACCUUGCUCUCCUCUGGAAAUGAUCAAAGAUCCAUCGCUGGAUCAACCGCGGAUGUCGAGCUACCCAAAUCUGGAGUAUCAAAAUCUAUAUAAUGCGCUCACAAUGCUACUGGAUGUUGCUUCCAGCAUACAGAAUGGAUUGAACUUAUUCGGGAAGGCGUUGCUACAGUGUUUGGGAUGCAUUCUACCAUUUCUGGAUAAGGAUCUUAUAGAUAAUCUUCCAUAUUUAGCUGCUUCCAGUAUUUCUGUGCUUCCGUCAUCGUUACACCAAGAUAUUAUCAACUAUCUGUGCUACUAUAUACUACCAUUUACGAUCACUCGCCAAAGUGACGAUGAUCAGGAAUGUCAUGCAUGUCAAUCAGUGUCGGCCGUAAUAAUGUUAGUAUUUCAGUACUCUAAUAAUCCUGCACACCAUUGUCAACUUCUUGAAAGCUUGAUGAGACUCAAGCAUAACGUUGUUAAAGAUUUGCUUUGUGUGAUCGCGUAUGGAACCUCAGCUAGUCGAGCUUCUGCUGCAAAACUGCUCUUCUACUAUUGGCCUGCAUUUGAUCCCAAUCUCUUUGAUCGUAAGGGACUGCUGUGCAAAUUUACCAAUAAUUUGGUACCAUUUGUAUGUCAAAGAGAGUCAUGUCCGAAUGCUGGCAAUGCUGAAGCCGUUAAAGUUUGCUACGAUCACUGCAUUAGUAUUUUGUAUGCAGUUGAUUCCCCUCCGCCGCUUUAUCUAUGCAUCGAAUGUGCCAACGAAAUACACAGAGACCAUCCAGAUCUUUCGUUCGGAGAUAUACUGCAUCCCAUGCAACAAGUGUCAAUGAUAUGUGAGAACAAGAAUUGCAGGUCAAGCGAUAAAUCAGCGGUGUCGAUUUGCUUUUCAAGCGAAUGUGCUAGUUACAAUGGCAACCAUCCGAUUAGAUACUGCGCUCAGUGCCAUGGCAACCGGCAUAACAGUAGGCGUGGAAUUGAUCAUAUCGUGCACCGCAGUCUACCCCCGAUGAUGAUGAUGGAUGCUGAGAUGCAAACGUAUAUGGUAGAAGCGGUUAUUAGUCUCCUCAGAGAAGCAAAACCUUUGAAUCUGGAUUUUGGAAGAGAUUCGUUCAGUGACUCGAAGGGUAACACAGCAAAUGGAACACAAGACACGCUAUCUCUGGAGGAUCGUCAACUACUUGGUCGAUACGGGAUAUGGUUACUGGUUGGCAGAUGCAAACCUACUGCAGACACACCAGUUGAAAUUCUUGGGCGAUUAUUGUCGAUGCUGUUCCACUGGUUUCACAUAACCGCAUACUCAUAUGACGGACAAACAGAAAGUACUUUAGAGAAGCUUAAACUAGAACAUGUGUGCGGCUGGUUGAAAGAUGUUUGUGACAGUCAUUAUAAAGAAUUUAUCGACUGCCUCUUGCCGCAUCCACCCGAAUAUUCCAGGGUUGGCGGCCAUUGGGAUACGCUUGCGUCAAGAACGUCACAUCUCAAAGAAGGUCUUCAACGCUUGAUCUGUUUAAUACCAUACGAGAUAAUAACUCAGCAGAUUUGGGACACCGUCAUGCCACAUUGGAUGGAAGCAGUCACAAACGAUGUACCAGAGAAAGAACUACCAGAAUUAAAAAUAGUGCUGAGCAAAAUUCUAGAUCCGGAAAUGUCUCCACUGGGCUUUGAUGCCAAAGCGAUGUACAACUUUGUGACUAUCCGUUUUGAGAAAACAACAGCCAAAGUUCAACAACAGGCACUACAUUGGUUGCAAAAUUUGACGAAACUGGAAAUAUUAAUUCCGCUAACGCAACUGUUUGCAAUGUUUGGAGAUGGCGUUCGCAUAAUGAAGCACGGAAUGCAGGCAGAGUUCCAUUCGGACAAAAUAGGAAAAACAAGUACCUCCAAAAUUGCGCGAGAUAGGGAACUUCAACCGCCUAGAAGGAGUUCUAUUUCUCCCGUUGUUGAGGACGAUUCGGGUAAUACAUCAGCGAUUUCAGACGAUGAAGCACCAAUGUCAAGACACACCGAGUUUUCGACGGAUGCCGAACAUAAUCUCACAUGCUGCAUUUUAAUGCUGGAUAUAUUAUUGAAACAGAUGGAGCUUCAAGAUAUUGAGCAGCAUUGUGGAAUUUAUACAACGGUUUGCGAUGGUGUUUGUAGACUUCUUAAAUGCAUGGUGACGGCAGCUAAAGUAGGAUUGGGCAACCAUAUUUGCUCUUCAAAAGAAUGUGGCUACUGUGAAGCAUCAGUAAUGUGGCAUCAACUUUCAACAAAGCUGGUUCAAUACUUGGCCCCGUUGGAUGCUGUCAGACCCCCAGACGCCCCACUUCCGGAAAUCAUAGACGACGAAAAACCGUCACGGAAAAGUCCUCCUGAAUCCGAAAAGGAAUCUAAAAAUCGUGAUGUUUCCCUUUCAAUGGCACCCCUACCCAUACCUCUUGGACCUCUAGUUGUUCCAUCUAUCCUAGAUGACGUUGGGAAAAUUAUAAUAAUGGCAGGACCAGUUCCAGUAGCGGUUCCUCAACCUGAACCUCACUCGGUUGGUGGCGUGUUAGUGCAUAUGCCGCAUGUUUGUUCUAUUCCUGAACGUGGUCGUGAAAAGGAUAUUUCUCAAUUUAUCCACGCUACUGAUGAGAUUAUGACAGCGACUGUUGAAACAGUAUCUGAGCAAUUGGAUUUGGCGGCUAUUAUACCGUCAGAGAAGGUAGUCACAGCCGUAGCGCGAUCAGUUACGCUGUCGGAUGCGGAUGUCGCAACGGCAACAGUUCAGAUUGCCAAACCAACCGUCGUAGGAGACUCUGGCGACGGCUUAGAGGAAUCUGCGGAUUCAGAAACACAUUACGAUUUAGAGGAUGGGGACGACUUCUGGCACACAUCGGUUGGAAAGUUCAAAUUCACAAUCGAUAAUCUGCCGCAAUCGCUGCAGUACAUACACCAACUGCUGAAAGAAAUACCAACGAUUGACAAGCCAGACAUUUUGUACUACAUUCUACAAUGUUUGAAAAUAAUGGUUCUUCAUGGCGAUGCAUUUACAAAGGCUGCACGCGAUGAUCGAGGGUUCUUCAUCUGGUGCCAAGAGAAUCUUCUUGUCAAAAACUUGUGGGACGUUUGCAACGCUGAGCAUUCACACAUCUGCGAAGUUGCGGUACCAAUACUCCUGCACUGCGUAACUUUACCGCUGGGAUCAGAUGUAUUCUGGAACGUCGUGCAAAGUGCGUUCCACGACAGCGACUGGCGCGUACGGUUCAAAGCCGUCGAGCGUGUUACAGUAAUAACAAGAUUUAUGGAUUCCACACCAUUACGUUCUGAGAUAAGCUUACAAGCAUCGCUAGCGACGGCUUUUUGCCACCUCAUAGCAGCAUGCGAUGACUUGAAUGUCCAUGUAGCACAAAGGGCAACCUUGUACCUCGGUACUAUUCACGACAAAGCCAUUCAAGCACUAAUGUUUUGCUUGGAAUCUCAAUUUGACAUGUUCAUAGUUGAUCGACCAGUUGUGCUGCAAUCAGUGUAUCAAUUACAUAACAUGCUGUCUGAUAGGAAAGUGCUAUCUUGGGAUUUCUUCCUCAACAGAUUUGAUACACUGUUUGUAGAAGCUCAAGUAAAUUUGGAGAAAAAUGGAGACAUCUCACAUUUAAGAGAUCUGCGUAACUCAGAAAACGGCAGUGAAAUUUUAUCUACGAAAAUCAACAAAGCUCGCGAAGCAUUGAGUCAAUCUGAUACAUCUGGAAGCAUGUCAAAAACUCUGAGUGCUUCAUUCGGUACUAAAUGGCCGUACAAAAGAACGAUGUCAGCACCCGCCACUAUAAUACCUAGGCAGGAGUCUAAAAUUGAAAAGGAAAAGAUCUACAAUCGUCAAGCUUCGGCACCGAUUUUCAAAAGAAAAAGCUCCCGCUUCGGAUUGGGUCAGUUUCUCUCUUCUGGAUCUAAUCAGAAUAAUUUGACGACCCCACAGCAUACAUACUUACAAACCCAUCCCCAGCAUCACUAUAACCAAACGCACAUUCACAAACCCCAACAGUCUAGCGCCCCCUACAACGUACAACAGCCACAAUUACACCAACCUCAUUCCUACCAUUCUCACCAUCAACACCAACCCGGCAGUAGCCAAGGCCUGUCGGGCCGACCAGACAAUCUAGCCUCCUCAUCUGUCCCAACCACUCCCAACCUAGCAUCUUCCCAGCAGUACCAGCAACAUCAGCAAUCAUUUUUCCAACCAAAUUUCGCCACAUCCGCAGCGUCGGGGGCGCCAGAUGGGCACAUUCAUUCGAUAGGCGGAGCUGGAGAUGAUUUCAAUAUGUCCGGAUGUUUAUAUCGCGUUAUAGAUCUCGAAGAAGCUGACAAGGAAACAAUCCAUCUCUUGGUGUUUUUACUGAUGCAAUUUAUGUCACGGGCGGAUCUGGCCUAUCCAACAGAUGAAAAACCGAUGGUCAAACAACAAUCCAUUGUUCUGCGUCAUCUUUAUCUACUUCUUGGAUUUAAUCAAACGGAAAAACUAUUCCACAUACCACCAACGCGACUUAGAACCUCGGCGGUGUUCAACUCAUUCAUAGCAAACUUACCACAAGUAUUAGAUCAGAAUCACUUGAUGGGAUGGUUGCUUUUACCAACAGUAGUGCAGGUUCUACUGUAUGCACCGAAUCAGGGUAACGGACUUCUUCAGUCUGGAUCCGAAGCCAUUCCCAGUGUUUCGUAUACCUUUUCGCUGUGGUACAUGGAAAUACAUGUGCGAAGAAACUGGAUGAUGUCUUUACUCGUAAUAUUAUAUAAAUACCAAUACAAUCAACCACCGUACGCUGACCAGAUACAAAAUCUGAUAAGAAUAGUCAUUAAUUCGUUAGAAUCCCAUUUUCACCAGUGUCGAAGAAUACCAGCGACUGUCGUAAUGGAUAUGCCUUCACGAUCCAGGGAUAUGAGUCAACCAUCCUUGGGCACUGAUCACGAUGAUCGUUUGCAGGAGACACCGCCAGCAAGUCCGCUAUUCACUUCAGAAGGACCGUCACACGGACAUGGCCAUUCAUCGAAGCAUAAACUAGCAAAAACGAACCCGUUAGGAUUCCGAAAGUAUCCCGAUUCGAGCUUAGAAACCGAUGACACAGAAUCUGAAUUAGUGGCCAUACCAGAGAGCGAUCUAUCAGACAGUACACUACAUUUGAGCAGCGCACCGAACUCCUUCGACGAUACUGUUCAUUACGACGAUAUAUGUGCGCCUCUGAAGCCGGAACUGGUCAAAAACAAAGUCACUACUCAUGUAACAGCUGCUAAUUUGGCAACUGCGCAUGUAGCUAUUUCAACCAUAACUACAGGUGAAAAAGAUGACAAAACAGAGCUUUCGAAAACGCUACAAAAAAUUAUAUCGUCGACUGGCGGUAGCGAUAAACCAUCUUCAGACACUGACCUGAGCGUUGUAGUUGCACACAAAAUUUCGCCCACCGCACAAAAGUGUUCCGUACAGGAAGGAGUACGGAUGAUGGUCACUUCAUCGAUGUUAGGUCAACCGAAAGCCCAAGCAAUCCUUAAUCCACCAGCCAACGUCCAGAAAGCCAUCGUUGUGACCCAAAAUGCAUCAGUGGCUAUUGCCAAGCCCAAGGAAAGCACUGUAUCAAAAGUGGUAACGUGCUUCUCAUCCAAUCAAUCCAGAACUGAAGAUGAUGACCGGAAUGAUAACCACAAACACCACCAUGCAUUGGAAAAAUCCGGUCUGUUAUCCACUAAUCAUGAAAUAUCAACUCACUGGUCGGAACAAAGGUCCGUAUCUCCUGCUCAAAAAACUCUGGGACGCCAAAAACGCAUAAUCGAACCGAGCUUGACUCCAGCAAGCACCCCAAUAUCCAACAAUGGCACACCUCAGAAUACAGCUGAGGAACACUCCAAAACCUUCCAUCGUAGCGAUAUGAGACAAUUUGAACGAUCGCUGAAUUAUGCUUCUCCAGAGACACCACUCUCCAAAAUGGACCUCAUGAUAGCGCCGACAAAUGAAACUUCUGAGACAUUGUUGAGCCCUAGAAGUAUUGCGCAGUUGGAAAUUCCUACACCGGAACGAUUGCUACCGAUUGGACAACACGGAAAAGAAGGCAUUGCCGCCCUGGUUGACAAAGUAAGAGAAGCUUUAACAAUUCCAGAUAUAAGUCACCUGAAGCACGACAGUUUUGACAAAUCCGACAGUGCUGGAAGCAACAAAGAAGACUUAACCGUUAGCAGCAGUCGCGGAGCUUCUCCACGUAAACUUAUCAAACAAAUAGCUUUGGAAUCACCGCCGCAAGCAGAAGAGCUGCACAGCACUGUACUGCGAAGUGUUUCAGCAGAUGUAAAAGCCGAAGUACCGAGUCGUGAUGGGCCGAAGCAAACCAGACAAAGACUCCGCAAAGUAGGUCCAUUUGCAAUCGGAUCGAUCAGUGCAUCGGACAGUAAAAUGCGAUAUGCAGGAUCAUGGGCCCCGUCUAGCAAGGAUGAUUCUGAUGGAGAUGAUACUCAAAUUGGCAGUAACAGUUCUGAAAAGCCGAGUGCAUCCAGAAUUGGUGAUGAAUGUAUUUGUGAACGAUGUUCAGAAUGCGGUGCUAUUAGGGAAGAAUAUACGGAUGAAGAGAUGGGAAUUAUGUUGAUUAUUUUAGGCACGUUCAUCCAUAGGGAGCCGGCCCUGGCAGCACCAUUUCUUCCAGACAUAUUAACAAUUGUAUCAAGAGUGGCUCUGCAUUCUACCUUUCCGUGGCAGUGUGAGAGUGCUACUCAUCUCCCUGGAGGUUCACAGUCUGUAGCCCACCAAUUUAUACGGUGCGUUUUGCACCAGUUAGCUCCAAAUGGCGUAUUCUAUCAGAUAUUCUUAACACAAGCAAAUGAAACCGUGCGCAGAAAGUUUUACAAGAGUGUAGCCAUUAGUCUCAAUGAUUUCACUGAGCUCAACCCGACCAGUCCGGUGCAAAUGUUGGUGGAAACGCUCAACUCUAAGAAAACACUUCCAGUAGACAUGCUGCCAAUUAUUCUCAGAAAUUUGUCGGAGUAUUUACAGAGCAUUCAAGUGGAUAACAUAAGCGGAAGUGUUUGGGCUACAGCUGUGCAAGGCAUUGAUAGCCUAUUCCGAAGGAUCGUUUUCAUCCUACCAAGUUUGGACGAAGCAGAUAACCUGUUACACAUAAUGACAUCUAUAUUGAAAGUUCCACAACUUUCUAAAAAUGUAUUAGAGCCGUUCUCAAAAAUCUUAAGCUAUGGAAUACAAAAUCUUACAUUAUCCCACAAAGUUUUAGUGGACCUAUGUUAUUUGAAUAGCCGUGCAUUUUCUAAGGAACGUGAUAAGCUUCAACUAUGCCGACAAAUGGUCUUUGAGCUCGUACAGGCUUUGAAGUUUAAAACGAAUAUCCCUGAUAGCAACCUGUUGCUAUUGGUGGGCAUUUUGUUACAGGAUGCUGGUGGCGCGAUGCCACCCGGUGUGAUCGAAGAUCUUCCAGAAACUGCUCCCCAAUUCAGCUGUAAUAUAGCAGAGUGCAUGCGACAAACUUAUCUUAAUGAUGUAAUGGAAUUUUUAGCGGAUUUUCACACGCUCAGCAAAAUCAAAUUUCUUUUCACAUCACGACAGAAUUUCAAAAACGGUGGAAUUACGUCAGGCCUGAGUGAAGACACCUUGGGCGGAGUGCUGAAGGGAGCUGUGGCCCAGUAUCUAGCACUGGAAAUGUCGCAUGGUAACUCGAGAGAUAACAGAGCUGUAUCCAGAUAUUUGCCAUGGCUGAAUAACGCUCCGUCUUCACUCCAACAAGGGCCGAAGGAAUUUACCGAUUGUGUUGGGCAUAUGCGUCUACUGUCUUGGCUGUUGAUGGGAUCGUUAACGCACACUGCCCUGAUGGGCAAAAGGGGUGGUCAAAUAGGACAGCAUGGUGUUGCCGUACACUACCAUCUUCAACAUCCGGUGAAUACGGUUGCACAGCCCGUGCCACAAGAAUCGAGCUGUCACAUUGCAGAUCACAUUCAGGUCAUAUUUGCUGGAUUUGCGGAGCAAUCCAAAACGUCCGUUCUGCAUAUGUCGUCAUUGUUUCAUGCAUUUACCCUUUGCCAACUGUGGACCGUCUAUCUGGAACAAUUGGCGUGCGCCGCCGCACCAUCUUCAGAAUCGCACAACAUAACCAUGGGCAUCUUAUUUGAAUUUUGGGCCAAAGUAACCCCAUGCAUUCUGCAACUGGUGUCUCACUCGAAGUUUCAGUUUUCUGAAAGUGUCAGCCUGCACUUUCUAAGUUUACUGGAAGCGCUGAAAGAAACUCGCUCAACCGUCUUAGCGAAACUGCUGCCCCUGUGGACGCCGGUGUUGUCGUCGAAUACUCCUCUGUCUGGAACGCAACACGUACGGCUACAAAACUGCCGUGACGCGGUUCCCAACGCCACCGAUCAAAAUCUGCACACAUCGGAAGCGCUCCUGAAAUGGCUCCAACGGUUGCAGUUCAAAAUGGGCCAAAUCGAGUUACAGUCAUCAACGGCUACACAGUUCUAUUCAAUAUAGAUCUUUUUGGUGUUUGAAUUGAUGUUAGGUCAACAGAUCCCGAGCAAUAGCUGUUUGGUCAUUAGGUUAGAUCGCAAGGGAUAGUUUGCCGGAAAUGUUUCGAGAACAAUGUUAUUGGAAUAUAUUUGUGCCACUGUCUAUAUAAACCGCUAUUGGGAAAAUAUUAAAUAUACUAUUUAUGA